AUGCCUGCUAAAAUUUGUCUUGGGUUAUACAACUUCAAAAAUCUCUAUACUAUUUUAUAUUAUCUGAUAAACAACACCAAUUUCAAGUGUUGGAAGAGCAUUAAAAUAGUUUUUUCUGAAAAGUGUGUAUAGCAUAGAAUCUACAGAUACGUUUAUUUCAGCCACUUAAAACUCAUAAGCUAAUUGUGUUAAUUGUGUAUCAGAUAUAUAGCUUUGCUGAAGAUGGCAAUUUAAAUCUUAGCAACUUUGUUCAAAACAUUUUUCAUAGCAAAUUACUUGGUGGUAUUAAAAUUUACUUAAAUUGUAUGCUAAGCAACUAGCCAUUUAUUAGAGAAAUUAGUUCUUGUACUUGAUAUUUAACAUCUCGAAAUCGCUGAGCUGAUGAGCAAUGAAGAGAUAUAGGUGACUUAUUUAAAACUUAUGAGCUGGCUAUAGAUUAGCUUCACAACUCCUAAUUCAAUUUUAUUUCAUCAUCACCGAAUGAUUUCAACAAUUUUAUGAAUCGCUCCCUCACAUAUACUUACUGUAAGCUCCAAAAAAUUAAAGAUGCUUAUAUUACUAAAUGCAUGCUUGACUGUGUCCCUUAUUUUAU
This is a messenger RNA of Paramecium octaurelia, 592 nucleotides long. The record is from the annotation of a GenBank genome assembly. Lineage: Eukaryota; Ciliophora; Oligohymenophorea; Peniculida; Parameciidae.